AUGGAUCCGGCUAAGCCCGUUGACCUGCCCGAGCGGCCCAAGGAGGUGAAGGAGGUUAAGGAGGAGGCAGCCCCCGCUGACCCGAACAAGAAGAGCAAAAGCCAGUUGAAGAAGGAGCAGAAAGAAAGAGAAAAGGCAGAGAAGAAAGAGAAAGCCAAGAACGCGCCCAAGCCUGCGAAGACCACUCAGCCCAAGCCUGCGAAGCCCGUCAAAGAGGAGCCUACCCAGGACCCCGAAUCCAUGUUCAAGCUCGGCUUCCUCUCCGACGUAUACCAGGAAAGGCCACUCUCAGAUACUCUUACGAAGAUCCGCACCCGUUUCCCUCCCGAGCCCAAUGGAUUCCUCCAUAUCGGUCACAGCAAGGCCAUCGCAAUCAACUUUGGUUUUGCGAAAUACCACGGCGGUGAAUGUAUCUUGCGUUUCGACGAUACCAACCCCGCCGGUGAGGAGGAGCGAUACUACAAUGCUAUUCGGGAUAUUGUCACUUGGUUAGGCUUCAAGCCUGUACGCGAAACUUGCGCUAGUGAUAAUUUCGAGCAGCUCUACGAGCUUGCGAUUGAUUUGAUUAAGCGUGAUGGUGCUUAUGUUUGCCAUUGUACUCAGGCGGAUGUUAAGGCCCAGCGUGGUGAGGGUGCGGGUGGAGUGCGUGGUGGAGAGCGUUUUGCGUGUAGCCAUCGCUCACGCCCGAUUGAGGAGUCCCUGGCUGAGUUCCAGGCCAUGCGGGGUGGGAAAUAUAAGGCUGGUGAGGCUGCUUUGCGCAUGAAGCAGGAUAUCACAAAUCCCAACCCUCAGAUGUGGGAUUUGUUCGCUUGGCGCAUUCCCGAGGGCGAGGAGAAGCAUCAUUUCCGCACUGCAGGCUCAUGGGUUAUGUACCCGACAUAUGACUUUACACACUGUCUCUGCGAUAGUAUCGAGGGUAUCACUCACUCCCUGUGUACAACCGAGUUUGAGCUCUCCCGUGUCUCUUACGAAUGGCUCUGCGACAAGCUCGAAGUCUACCGCCCAAUGCAGCGCGAGUAUGGUCGUCUCAACCUCACUGGAACCGUUCUUUCAAAGCGCAAGAUCAUCAAACUCGUCAAGGAAGGCCAUGUUCGCGACUGGGACGAUCCCCGUCUCUACACCCUGAUUGCCCUCCGCCGCCGCGGUAUUCCCCCCGGAGCCAUCCUCACCUUCGUCAACUCCCUCGGUGUCACAAAAUCCGGCUCCAAUGUCCAAAUCGCCAAAUUCGAACAGACCGUCCGCCAGUUCCUCGAGACUACCGUUCCCCGUCUGAUGGUCGUUACCGAGCCUCUUAAGGUCAUCAUUGAUGAUCUCCCCGAUGACUAUUGUGAAUUUGUCGAAGCCCCCUUCGGCAAGGACGCAGCAGCUUUCGGCACCCACAAAAUCCCCUUCACAAAGACCGUUUACAUCGAGCGUUCUGAUUUCCGCGAAGUCGACUCCCCAGAUUACUUCCGUCUCGCACCUGGUAAAACAGUCGGUCUCCUUAAGGCCCCUUACCCCAUCACAGCCACUGGCUUCGAGAAAGAUCCCACAACUGGCGUUGUUACAUGCGUUCAUGCCAAGUAUGAGAAGCCCGAAGAAGGCGCCGCACCCAAGAAACCUAAGUCCUUUAUUCACUGGGUUGCCGACUCUCCUGCCAACAACAGUCCUGUUCGCGCUGAGAUCCGCGCUACAAACCCUCUGUUCAAGUCUGAUGAUCCCAACUCUCACCCUGAUGGCUUCUUGGCCGAUAUCAACCCCGAUUCGGAACAGAUCUUCCCCGAUGCUAUGAUUGAGACUGGAUUCCAUGAGAUUAGUCGCUCUGGCCCUUGGCCCAAGGAGGCUGCUGAGGAGGGUGAUGUCUCUCAGAAUCAGCACUCUAUUCGUUUCCAGGGUAUGCGUGUUGCUUACUUUGCUGUUGAUCGGGAGACUACUCCUGACAAGUUGAUUUUGAAUCGUAUUGUUACUCUGAAGGAUACCCAGGGUAAGACCUAA
Molecule: messenger RNA, 1974 nt
Organism: Penicillium angulare
Lineage: Eukaryota; Fungi; Ascomycota; Eurotiomycetes; Eurotiales; Aspergillaceae
Product: glutamine--tRNA ligase
Exons: 2
Coding region: 1-1974 (657 amino acids)
Biological process (GO): translation; glutaminyl-tRNA aminoacylation
Cellular component (GO): cytosol; cytoplasm
Molecular function (GO): glutamine-tRNA ligase activity; ATP binding
Source: RefSeq, a predicted model, not a curated record